UGGCGGCGACAAUACCCUUGAGCAGGCUGUCGAGACCCAAGCCGCUGAGGAGCCUGCCGACGAGGUUGAGGACACCAGUGAGCAGGAGAGCAACACCGCCGACGAUUUGAGAUGGAUUAAGAGACUUACGACCCAAUGCGUCCAAAAGAAGAUCGACAAGCAAAUCGCUGAGCGCCUCUCUAUCAUGAUCGAGGAUGCUAAUGAGCGCGUCGUCCCCCUCGUUAGGAUGAUCCGCAAGCAUAUCGAAACUAUGGAGGCAAAGAAGGAGGAAGACCGCGAUGAGGGUGAGCUCGUCAAGCAGGUCAAGCCUCUCCUCGAGCAAGCCGAGAAGAUCCUCCAAGAGACCUAUGGCAGGAUUAAAGGUGCCGACCCCGAUAACCGUCUUGCCAACAAGGCGAAGCGGAACACUGCCGACCAUAGGGCCACUCCAGAAGAGCAACGACUAGCAGAAGCAUUAAAAGUGUUGGUGGAGGAA
This is a messenger RNA of Acaulospora colombiana, 475 nucleotides long. Lineage: Eukaryota; Fungi; Glomeromycota; Glomeromycetes; Diversisporales; Acaulosporaceae. The record is from the annotation of a GenBank genome assembly.